CGGCACCCCCAGUGCCGGGGGGCUCGGGCAGCCCCGCCGCCGGCACAUGGCCUAGCUGAAGGUCACUGUCCCUGGGGCCACCCGCCUGCUGGGGUGGGCAGGCUCGGUGCCCUGCCGCAAACUGUCCCUCUGCCACAAAGCACGGCGGUGAGCCCUCACCGCUCCGGCACGCUUUGCCGCCGGCACCUGGUUUUCGGGUGCCCCAACGGGUUGGGUGGCACUGAGCGGUUUCAGUGGCACUGAGCGGUUUCAGUGACACGGGAGGAUCCCAGUGCCACGGGGGAGCAGCCAACGGUACCGGCAGUCCGGAAGGGCGAGCUGGCGCUGAGCUCACCAGGAAGGUGUCCCGUGGGCGCGGCGGUGACGCACGGCCCCGGCGCGGGGUGUCAGCAGGUGGGGGCUCAGCAAUGACGCUGGUCCCACCGGGGCACCUCCUUCUCUGGGAGCAUGGCCCCCGACUCCCGGGGCGUAUCGCCCGGCUCUGGGGUAAGGUGGAGGCGAACCCCCAAAUCUCAGGGCCCCAGUGGGUGGCGGGCCUCGGUGGGUUGUGCCAGGAUCCAGCUGGGCCAUAUCCUGCCUCAGCUGAUCCAUAGCUGAGGGUUUUGGGGGUUCAGGGAUGCUGGCACCCACCAGUCUGGAGCGUUCAGCCAUCAGGUCAACCCCCAGAGGAUUGUAAGUCAUCACCAUGGCGGGGCGUGACCCCCCCUCAGUCCCAAACGCUUCCCAGACCUCAGGGGGGUCUCCACACCCCCUAACCACGCCUCUCUCCCCCCCCAGACCCAUCCUGUGCCCCACCGGUGCCGGGGAAUGCCGGCAUGCCGGUGCCCACCUGCCUGCAGCGCCCUGCCCUGAGCCCGGUGCUGGAGCCCAGCCGUGCCAUGGAGGAACCAGCCGGUGGUGGGGCCGAGCCAUGGGCCGAGGGGCUGUGUAACAGCAACAACAACGCUUCUCUGGGGGGGUGGCCGGGUGCCCGUGGUGGGCACCCCCUGGCACCUUUUGGCAGCUCCGGGGCUGAGCCCAGCUACCUGGGGCGGGUGGUGCUGGAGAUCGUGGAGUCAGAGCGCACCUAUGCCCGCGACCUGCGCAGCAUCGUGGAGGGUUACCUGGGCAAGAUCAUCGAUGCGGAGGAGCCAGUGCUGCGGCCAGAGCAGGUCAGCGCGCUUUUCGGCAACAUCGAGGACAUCUACGAGCUCAGCAGCACCCUGCUGCAAAACCUGGAGAGCUGCGCCAAUGACCCUGUGGCUGUGGCUGUCUGCUUCGUCACCCGGAGCCAGGAGUUUGCCAUCUACACACAGUACUGCAACAACUACCCCAGCUCCGUGGCAGCACUGGCCGAGUGCAUGAGGAGCAAGCCGCAGGCUCGGUUCCUCCGUGAGUGCCAGGACCGGCUGCGACAUGCGCUGCCCCUCGGCGCUUACCUGCUCAAGCCCGUCCAGAGGAUCCUCAAGUACCACUUGCUGCUCCAGGAAAUCGCCAAGCACUUUGAGCACAAGUCAGGUGACGACUACGAGGUGGUGCUGGAGGCCAUCGACACCAUGACCUGUGUCGCCUGGUACAUCAACGACAUGAAGCGCAAGCAUGAGCACGCCAUCCGCCAGCAGGAGAUCCAGUCGCUGCUGCUGGGCUGGAAGGGGCCAGACCUGACCAGUUAUGGGGAGCUGGUGCUGGAGGGCACCUUCCGGGUGCAGCGGGUGCGCCAUGAACGCUCCGUCUUCCUCUUCGACAAGACCCUCCUCAUCACCAAACGUCGUGGUGACCACUACGUCUACAAGAGCCACAUCCCGUGUUCUUCGCUGAUGCUGAUUGAGAGCACGCGGGACUCGCUUUGCUUCAGCCUGGCUCAUUACAAGCACGGCAAGCAGCAACACAGCCUGCAGGUAGGGGGGCACAGGCCGGCAGCCACCUCACAGAGAGCAUCCUGUAGCCCCAGGGGCUCCUCGCCAUGGCAGGGCAACCCCAGCGCCCGGCUUUUGGCAUCUUUGAAGAAGGCGAGCUGGCCACCCCGCAGCACGCAGUACCGCGUGCUCCAUGACCUGCCACCACAUCACCACGUCAGCCCGGUGCGUGCCCACACCGCCUGGCACUUGCCACCAUUGCCACCACGCCUACCGAUUGGAUGCCCGUUUGGUGGCCGCUUCCAGGUCGUGCUUGCGGCCAAGGUGAAAGUGGCUGUGUCCCCAAGCAAGCAGAGGAAGAUCCUUGUCCCCGAGGAGCCAGAAAAUGUCCAUGUCCCCAAGCAGGCAGAGAGGGACCCUGUCCCCAAGGAGCCAGAAGAUGCCAGUGUCCCCAAGCAGGCAGAGGGGGACCCUGUCCCCAAGAAGCCAGAAGAUGCCAGUGUCCCCAAGCAGGCAGAAAUGAUCUUGUCUCUGAGCAGAUACUCAGGGGUCCAGUCCCCAGGCAGGCGAAAAUGA
Messenger RNA from Athene cunicularia (burrowing owl), 2411 nucleotides. Its product is annotated as pleckstrin homology domain-containing family G member 3-like. The transcript has 10 exons. Bases 816 to 2411 code for a protein of 531 amino acids. Gene Ontology annotation, molecular function: guanyl-nucleotide exchange factor activity. The record is from RefSeq and is a predicted model, not a curated record. Lineage: Eukaryota; Metazoa; Chordata; Aves; Strigiformes; Strigidae.